AUGCAGCGGUCCACGCACACCGAGACCGGCAAUCAAGAUGUCUAUAGCAUCUUCACUCCCAACCAGAAACUUGCCAUCGUCCUGGUGGCCAGCGUGGCGGCUUUCAUAUCACCAGCCUCAGCGUAUGUGUACCUACCUGCUAUGGCUGCCAUGGGCGAGGAUCUGGGUGCCUCUCCAAAUAGUAUGAAUUGGAGCAUCACGACCUACAUAAUCUUUCAAGGCAUUGCCCCCUCGUUUAUGAGCAGUCUCACGGAGUCCCAGGGCCGACGCCCGGUGUACAUCUUGUGCCUGCUCGUAUACCUGGCAGCAAACAUCGGGUUGGUGCUUCAGAGGAGCUAUGCGGGACUCCUGAUCCUGCGAUGUCUCCAGAGCACCGGCAGCAGUGCCAUGGUCCUGUUAGGCACGUCCGUUAUCGCGGACGUGUCGACGACGGCAGAACGGGGCAAAUACUACUCCAUCGGGUACACUGCCACCUUCUUGGGCCCGGCAGUGGCACCGGUCCUAGGUGGCGUGCUCACACAAUAUCUCGGCUGGCGAUCGGUGUUCGUGUUCCUAAUCAUCGUCGCUGGGGCUGUACUUGUCGUGAUACUGUUGUUCUACCCGGAAACCUCACGUCAGAUUGUGGGCAACGGGUCCCAGACUCCCCAGCCGUGGAAUGUUCCGGCAUGGCAACUCGCUACCCGAGCUGUAGGGGAAAAGAAAUAUAGUCAACAGCAGCCCGAAGAGCCAAAAGCCGCGGUAUCGAGAGGUACGAAGUUGUCUAAUCCCUUGAGGUCACUACUCCUUCUCUUUGACAAGCACACGGGCUUCAUCCUCUUCUACACCGGGCUCGCCUAUGCAGCAUUCAACUUCGUCAUCUCGGGACUGCAGGCGCUACUCGUGGAAAUCUACGGCCUGAACGAGCUGCAGGUCGGGCUUAGCUACAUCCCGAUAGGCGUGGGGGCCAUGCUCUCGGCCGCGGUGCUCAGCCGCCUAGUCGACUGGAACUACCGCCGCCUCGCUGCAGAGCACGAGUUCCCUGUCACCUACACACGGCAGCUGAAGCUUGGCAGCUUCCCCAUCGAGAAGGCACGGCUGCAGAUCGCCUUGCCGAUGGCGUGGGCAGCCAGCGCGGCGGUGCUGGCCUACGGGUGGGUCCUGCACCGAGGCGUGCACCUGGCGGGUCCUCUUGCGCUGCUGGUGGUGAUAGGCUUCUCCAACACUGGGACUGUGAACGUCAUGACCACCCUGGCCAUGGAUGUCUACCCAAGACACAAGACGACGGUCUCGAGCGUCGCCGCAGCGACGAAUCUGGCCAAGUGCAUGUUCGGUGCUGCUGCAUCGGCGUUCGUCUUGCCUUUGAUAGAGGCAGUAGGGACUGGGUGGGCGCAUACGUUGAUGGGGCUUGUUUGGGCCUUCGCUAGUCUUCUGCUCAUCCUACCUAUCUUGAAGGGACCGACGUGGAGAGUGCAGGAAGAGGGAGAAGGAGGACAGAGGGAAAUAACGGUGAAUGAGAAGUGA
Diaporthe amygdali is the source of this 1500-nucleotide messenger RNA. RefSeq lists its product as uncharacterized. The transcript has 2 exons. Bases 1 to 1500 code for a protein of 499 amino acids. Gene Ontology annotation, biological process: transmembrane transport. NCBI's taxonomy places the organism in Eukaryota, Fungi, Ascomycota, Sordariomycetes, Diaporthales, Diaporthaceae. The record is from RefSeq and is a predicted model, not a curated record. Gene Ontology annotation, molecular function: transmembrane transporter activity.